AUAAACGAAGCUGGACGAACCGGUAGAAGAACUUACGGCGCACACGCCAGGAAUGUACAUCGGUUAUAUUACCGUUUUCUGCCCUUCAAAUGACACUGCUUCUGUGGUAACCGUAGUGUACGGGUCUUUUCAUUGAAGUAUUAGCAAAAAAGACAACAUGAGCAAAAUCGGUAUCAACGGAUUUGGUCGUAUCGGCCGUCUCGUUCUUAGAGCAUCACUUGAGCGUGGUGGUCAGGUUGUCGCCAUCAAUGACCCCUUCAUUGGCCUGGAUUACAUGGUAUACAUGUUCAAGUAUGACUCCACUCACGGAAAAUUCAAAGGUGAAGUUAAGGCCGAGGAUGGUUGCCUCGUUGUUAACGGCAACAAGAUCGCUGUUUUCAGCGAACGCGAUCCAAAAGCCAUUCCAUGGUCCAAGGCUGGUGCCGAAUACGUAGUCGAAUCGACUGGAGUUUUCACCACCAUAGAAAAAGCCUCCGCUCACUUGGAUGGUGGUGCCAAGAAAGUUAUUAUCUCGGCACCAUCUGCCGAUGCACCGAUGUUCGUCGUUGGUGUCAAUCUCGAUGCUUAUGAUCCAAGCAAUAAAAUCGUCUCCAACGCUUCUUGCACGACCAAUUGCUUGGCUCCUCUUGCUAAAGUUAUUCACGACAACUUUGAAAUCAUAGAAGGUCUUAUGACUACCGUUCACGCUAUCACGGCAACCCAAAAAACGGUUGAUGGACCUUCUGGAAAGCUGUGGCGUGAUGGACGUGGUGCUGCGCAAAACAUCAUCCCUGCCGCAACAGGUGCUGCCAAAGCAGUUGGUAAAGUAAUUCCAGCUUUGAACGGAAAACUCACUGGUAUGGCCUUCCGUGUACCGGUACAUAACGUCUCUGUUGUUGACUUGACCGUACGACUAGGCAAACCAGCCACGUACGAUGACAUCAAGGCUAAGGUUAAGGAAGCCGCAGAAGGCCCUCUCAAGGGUAUUCUUGGCUACACGGAGGACGAUGUUGUCUCCUCCGACUUUAUCGGCGACAAUCACUCUAGCAUCUUUGAUGCCAAAGCCGGUAUUCCAUUGAACAAUAACUUUGUCAAGCUGAUUUCGUGGUACGACAAUGAGUUCGGUUAUUCCAGCCGUGUAAUCGAUCUCAUAAAGUACAUGCAGUCAAAGGACAACUAAGCUCGCCUCGAGUGUCCUUUGUCCAAACAUAUAAUACUGGCGUCGUUUCUCUCGUACGAUCGCUUCUCUGCUGUUAAUGAAAAACUCAUACGGUAAUUGUUAUUAACGGUCACAGUAGUUCUUCAGAGAAGUUUCAGAAGCAACAGGAGUUAUUUCGUCGGUUUCCCGUAAGAUUUGUCUCGUCGCACAGGAAACAGUAGAACGAUGAGAUUUUUUAGGUGGUCAUUUGUCGCGAAUACAAGUACAAAAAAAAAAAAAGAAAUAGAGCUGGCUCUAAAGUUUAUCCUGUCGUUAUUUAGAAAUCAAACGGAGCCACGUAUUUUAUUCGUAAACAAUUAUAAAAUCACCCUAUCUGAGAAAUGUAUCUCGCAUUGGUAUGAUAAAAGCACACGUAACAUA
Messenger RNA from Vespa mandarinia (Asian giant hornet), 1558 nucleotides. RefSeq names its product glyceraldehyde-3-phosphate dehydrogenase 2. Lineage: Eukaryota; Metazoa; Arthropoda; Insecta; Hymenoptera; Vespidae. Gene Ontology annotation, molecular function: NADP binding; glyceraldehyde-3-phosphate dehydrogenase (NAD+) (phosphorylating) activity; NAD binding. The record is from RefSeq and is a predicted model, not a curated record. Gene Ontology annotation, biological process: glucose metabolic process; glycolytic process. Gene Ontology annotation, cellular component: cytosol.